This is a messenger RNA of Lates calcarifer (barramundi perch), 6513 nucleotides long. Its product is annotated as potassium voltage-gated channel subfamily H member 7. Gene Ontology annotation, biological process: regulation of heart rate by cardiac conduction; regulation of ventricular cardiac muscle cell membrane repolarization; membrane repolarization during action potential. Gene Ontology annotation, cellular component: membrane. Lineage: Eukaryota; Metazoa; Chordata; Actinopteri; Centropomidae. Gene Ontology annotation, molecular function: inward rectifier potassium channel activity. Bases 359 to 3856 code for a protein of 1165 amino acids. The transcript has 16 exons. The record is from RefSeq and is a predicted model, not a curated record.
GCAACGUCACUCCCCUUGGCAUAUCAACUACUGUCCGCUGUAUGCGCCCAACACAUCACCACAGAGGACGUCAGGAUCGCAUCCAUCCUCAUCGCGAAAUGCUUUGCGAUCUGAAUCUAACUCAAGCAAUCCUCACCGAUUCCGUGCGUUUCGGCGAGGAGGCAUUUACAUGCUCAGGCAUACAAGCGGGCUAAAGAACUCCUCGGCGAAGUAAGAAGGUCAUUUAAAGUGGAAAGAGUGCUCGCGUCGAGUAUGGUCUGUGGUAAAGGGAGCAUCACAAAGAGCCAACAUCUUUAACUUCGGGAUUUACUUGUAAAGGCGCUUUUACUGGAGAUCGUGGGAUAUUCUUUCUGUAAACAUGCCUGUAAGAAGAGGUCACGUUGCGCCGCAAAACACAUUCCUUGGAAUAAUAAUUCGGAAAUUCGAGGGUCAGAACCGGAAAUUUGUGAUAGCCAAUGCCAGGGUGGAGAACUGUGCAAUCAUAUACUGCAACGAUGGCUUCUGUGAGAUGACAGGCUUCUCCAGACCAGACAUCAUGCAGAAGCCGUGCACCUGUGACUUCCUCCACGGCGACCUAACCGACAAAGAGGCCAUCAACCAGGUGUCCCAGGCUGUGCUUGGGUCUGAGGAGCGCAAGGUGGAGAUCACCUACUACCGUAAGGAUGGAACUGACUUUCAAUGUAACACUCAUAUAAUCCCGGUGAAGAAUGAGGAGGGCGUGGUGAUGUUGUUUAUCUUAAAUUUUGAGUAUGUUCUGGAUGAGGGAAGUGACAGCUCCACGGAGAAGAUAAGCCCCACAUCACCCACAAAGUCAGAUCAAAGGAGGAGUAGAUUCUUCCGCUUCCGCCAGGCCGCUUUGAGCCUAAUGAAUACCAACAAGCAAUCACUUCCGCAAGAGGACCCAGAUGCUGUGAUGGUGGACUCACCCAAAGAGAAUGAGGACUCAGUGGCUUUACAGAGUUUCCCCUCACCCACCAAGAGCAUUUGCAGUCCCAUUGAGGCAAAUGACACGCAUGCCCUGAUAGGCUCAAGCCACCAUUCUUCCCAGGCUAGCAUCAGUCCCGAACCACUUGACCAUUCAUCCCCUAAAUUCCCCUGGGAGAAGCUGUACCAGACAGAGCCGCACCAAUCCUCUACCUCCCUGUCAAAUACCUUCCCCAGAGGCAGCAUCAACAGUAUGAGGCGUGCAUCGUCCGUCCAUGAAAUUGAGACCUAUAGCUCCAAUUCCAAAAACGUAUUCAGGGAUCGACAGACAAGUGAAGGCCCUUUUAAUCACGUGAAGUCCAGCCUGCUUGGCUCUACCUCUGAUUCUAACAUCAACAAGUAUAGCACCAUCAACAAGAUCCCUCUGAUUGCACUCAACUUCACCGAGGGGACUGAUAAAAAGACUCACUCUCCACCAACAUCUGAGAAAACCAUCAUAGCACCAAAGGUCAAAGACAGAACUCACAAUGUCACAGAAAAAGUCACACAGGUCCUGUCACUCGGAGCUGACGUGCUGCCAGAGUACAAACUCCAGACAGCCCGCAUUGACAAGUUCACUAUCCUCCACUACAGUCCAUUCAAAGCAGUGUGGGACUGGCUGAUCCUGCUGCUGGUCAUAUACACAGCAAUCCUCACUCCCUACUCUGCUGCUUUUCUUCUCAAUGACCAAGAGGAGCAGAAGAGGCGCGAAUGUGGAUACUCCUGCAGUCCUCUUAAUGUGGUGGAUUUAAUUGUGGACAUUAUGUUCAUCAUUGACAUCCUCAUAAACUUCAGGACCACUUACGUAAACCUGAACGAGGAGGUGGUCAGCCAUCCAGCUAAGAUAGCAAUUCAUUAUUUUAAAGGCUGGUUCCUUAUAGACAUGGUGGCAGCAAUCCCCUUUGACCUUCUUAUCUUUGGCUCAGGAUCAGAUGAGACUACCACUCUGAUUGGCCUGUUGAAGACAGCUAGGCUCUUACGACUGGUGCGUGUAGCCAGGAAGCUGGAUCGCUACUCUGAGUACGGAGCUGCAGUCCUCAUGUUGCUCAUGUGCAUCUUCGCCCUCAUUGCCCACUGGCUAGCUUGUAUAUGGUACGCCAUUGGCAAUGUGGAGAAGCCCUACUUAGAGCACAAGAUUGGCUGGCUAGACAAUCUGGGCGUGUCCAUAGGAAAGAGAUACAACUACAGUGAUCCCAGCUCCGGUCCCUCUAUCAAGGACAAGUAUGUCACAGCACUUUACUUCACCUUCAGCAGUCUGACCAGUGUGGGCUUUGGAAAUGUCUCCCCAAACACCAACUCAGAGAAGAUUUUUUCCAUUUGUGUCAUGUUGAUUGGCUCCCUAAUGUAUGCCAGUAUUUUUGGAAACGUCUCAGCCAUCAUCCAGAGGUUGUACUCAGGUACAGCUCGUUAUCAUGCUCAAAUGUUGCGGGUUAAGGAGUUCAUCCGCUUUCACCAGAUUCCCAACCCACUGAGGCAAAGGCUGGAGGAGUACUUCCAACACUCAUGGACCUACACUAAUGGCAUCGAUAUGAACACGGAGGUGUUAAAAGGUUUUCCUGAGUGCCUGCAGGCAGAUAUCUGCCUUCACCUCAACAGGAAUCUUCUUCACAACUGCAAAGCAUUCCAGGGAGCCACCAAAGGCUGCUUGAGGGCCUUGGCCAUGCGCUUCAAAACCACUCAUGCCCCACCUGGAGACACUCUGGUCCACAGUGGUGAUGUGCUCACUGCUCUCUAUUUUCUGUCCCGUGGCUCUAUUGAGAUCCUGAAAGAUGACAUUGUCGUAGCAAUACUUGGAAAAAACGACAUCUUUGGAGAGAUGAUCCAUCUGUUUACUAAGCCUGGAAAAUCCAACGCCGAUGUGCGAGCUCUGAGUUACUGUGACCUGUGCACCAUUCAGAGGGAGGAUCUGCUGGAUGUGUUAGACAUGUACCCAGAGUUUGCUGACUAUUUCUUCAACAACCUGGAGCUCACCUUCAACCUCAGAGAUGAGUCUCCCAAGCCUUCCGGUUCCCAAGACUGUGAUUCAGAUGGUGAGGGCAAGAAGAACAUUAAAAGAAGAAUCUCCUUCACACCAGAUGUAUCCAAAGGGGAAAACAAGGAAGUGGUUAGAGACCAGGGGCGGGAGAGGGAAUCUAACUCGUGCCUAAAGAGAUGUUCAGGAGUUCUGGGUCCCUCUUCACCCAAUCCCCCAGCCCUGGACUCAGACCUUAUUGUCAGAGACAACUUGGAGAGAAAUCCAUCUUUUGAAGAUCUGUGCUGUGAUAAAUGGGCCUGUAAGAAGCCUACAGACUACCUGGAUGAGUCAGCACAGUUCCAGGACCUGAGAGAGGACGAUAAUUCUGCCAGUGAAAUCACAUAUGGGGAGGUGGAACAGCGCCUAGGUCAGCUUCAAGAGCACUUAAACAGGCUGGAGUCUCAGCUGAUGUCAGAUAUUCAGACCAUCCUGCAGCUGUUACAGAGACAGCCAACUCUGGGACCUCCAGCCUACAGCACUGUGACUGCCAGUCCAGACUAUCACAGACCUGCUGUGAAGGUUCAGCCAGUUGCUCUGACUGCAAGCCAUUUUUUCAGCCAUAAAGGAACUCAAGGCCCCAACCACAAACUGGAGAGCGCCAUUCAGGAAUCCAAAGACUCACUGUCGAGCUUGGCCAACGUGAAUGCACCCAUUGAGGACAGCCUUACAGCACUGCUUGGACAAAGACAUACAGAGCCACAACAACAGCAACAACAGCAGCAACAACAGACCACUGGGCAUCAACAGUCUGCACUGAUCCUUCUUCCAGCUGAAACCUCCUCCACCUCCUCCUCUUCCUCCCCAUCCCCCUCUAACCCCAAGCUCGACACCACUGGACUCCAUAGACCUGUUUCAGACCCAGAGUUUCCAGGGCCAUAAACCUUUCAGUGGCACAGCGUUCUAAUAUCUGGGUUGUAAUGCUGUAAUUACUAAGUAGCAUUUUUUUUUUAUCAGCAUGCUGGCACAGACAUCUGUAUUGUUAAUUUGCAAUGCCUUGGUAAUAGAAAUAAGAUGUUUUUUCUUUCAUUAUGCAUAUGAAUAAAACACUGUUUUCUGCAGUUAACAGUGUAAUAACAAAGUGUUUUCUGCAGUUAUCAGUGUAAUAACAAUAGUUACAUAUUGUAACAGUAGUUCUAUCUACACAGGAGCCCUCUGAUUGAAUCUAUAAGAGUCAUCACUCCCUCACUUUACUCACUGAAAAUGCAGAUGCCCAACCAAUCAGGAUGAAGCUAUUCAACCCCAUGGAGACUCCCCCUAUAAGAGGAUAGCAAUUCCUCAAUCACUAAGUUUACAGCUUCUUAACUAAAUUCUACUCAGUCAGCAGGGGUGCUGGUUAAAGGGCACCACCUGGUUGUGAUAGAACUAGCACUACAACACCUAACUAACUUAAAAAAACCAACUAACCAGGCUUUAUGCCCUAAUGGGCUUUGAUGGGUUCUGUACCUCUUCCUGUAACUUUGCUACAACGUUUUAUGUCCCAGCACACAAGUGGUCACACUAGUGUGGGCCACCAGGGUGACCAUCACAUGACCCACUGUAAUGAAAUCUGGUCAAACACAUGCACCAGUGUGCACAAGUCUAUCAAUGUUCAUAACUUUAUUUAUGGAUCCAGGAAAAGGGUCUGAAGUCCUUGACCAUCACAGAGAUGUUUCCUUCCUUCAGUCAUUACUUGCGAAGUAAAAAGAGCUGACUGACCUACCUCACACUAGGCUGGUCCUACUGUCUAGCACAUGCCAGGAUACAGGCAUUAGUCCAUGAUCACUUGAGUUUCCUCUUGGUGUCAGCUGCAAAGCCAGAGAAUGUAACUGUGGGUGCUGAGCAUGAUUGGCAAGGAUCCAGGAAGAGAUCAAAAACAGGGACUUUUUGUUCAAGCAGAAGGUGAGAGUGACAGCAGAACCACACAGAAGUCUCAUGACCUCUUCUUAGCACCAAGCACAAGUAAGUCAUCUGACAGACAGGGAUACAAUUGGAAGCCAAGAAUCCUCCAACGAAGCAAGGAAGAGGGGCAGGAAAAGACCAUUCAAAUAAGUCAUCCCACUGUACAUAACAGAAUGAUCAUUUCUUUGGACAGGAAUUUGCCAACAAACAUGUCAACCCUUUUUUUUUUUUUAACCUUUUCAUGCCUGUAGUCAGAUGAGGGAACAGUUAUCUCUCCAGAAGCUGAGUGUCAACAAGGAGCAGCUACUGUACCACUCACUGCCAAAGUGGCCCUAGAGACAGGGCAAUGCUGACCAUUCAGCUUCCUACACUCCAGUCAGUGCAACAGGCGAGCAGAGCUGGGGAGGCCACAACUGAAGGUUGUAAAUGCUGAUUGGAGGCUGUCACCAAGGCAGUCUGGCAGCUGGUGGACAAAGACUUGGUAUUCAAGCAGUUUGUGUGCGCAACCUGAAACUUGGAAGCAAGAAUGUGAGCCAAAGCUAGGGUGUUGCACUGCUUUGUGUCCUCAUUGCCGUUGCACAGGUGGGAGUACUUGAAGUAUGAGGAGGGGAAGAGAUAAGACAGCCCCAGCCAUUCAUCUUCUGAAAGUAAUGCACAGACAAGGCCACAAGUGGAAACACGACAUGGAUAGCCUCAACUGACACUGAUUAACCUGGUCGUCGCUGUUAAAACCUAUUAGAGUCUAAAGCCUGUUUGUGAUACAUAUACAGACCCUACCUCUUAGGGGGCCUGAGCCUGCAUGUGAACAUUCACAUUUUCUGCAACUAUUAGUGUAAUACAGCAUUAUUACGAAGGUGUGAGAACAGUAUUCUUUUCCCUAGCUGUAUGCCUGUCUUCUCUGAAGUGUGACUCAGGGGUUAUGGACAAUUGCACUGCAAUAUACAGUACAGUAUCAAGGGUACUGUAGUUUUCUUUUUUAAACAAUGUGCAUUAUUUCUGCGGUCACUGAUCUGCACCUACACCUACAUUAAGCCAACAGAACACACCAUACAUGCUUGUCCAGGCAGAUACCAUGGCAUGCAGAAUGAAGAGUAUUCUGCUGUUAUCCCAGAGCUAGGCCUCUGACAAACAAGUAUGAUGUAGGCAUUUCUACAUGGCAGUGCAUGUGUUUUAUAUCUAUAUAUUUACUGUUUUGCACUGCUUAUGAGCCCAGAGUAGCACAUUACAACAUAAAAUGAUGUCAGCAUACUUGUCUCUUUUAGGAUGCACUUCGGGGGUGUGUUGGGAGGAGAGGGUGGGGGUGGGGUUUGGGAAAUUUUGAACACAUGGAAAGUUAGUACUUGCGCAUAAACAGGCCCCAGAGAGGGUCUUGUGCCUAUACAAUCAAUCCAAAUGCUAAGUCAACAUCUACAUGUAUAACUAACCAUACAACAACAAACCAUAUUAUUUUCCUGCACUGUUUUUGUUGGCAAUGUACAUUAAAGAUAAUAUGUUGCUAAACAAUUGUUAGAAAAUAAAUACAUCCUAUUGCCAGAUGUGAAAAAAAAUGUAUUUUUUUUAACUGAGUAAAUUAUAUGAGAAACUCUUUAGCAAAACAGUAGUAAAUAUGUUUGUUUUGAAGCUGUGGGAGCAAUAAAUUAAAAUACACUUACAGUUGU